Messenger RNA from Nothoprocta perdicaria, 1714 nucleotides. It is a transcript of the gene ALDOB, whose product is annotated as aldolase, fructose-bisphosphate B. Gene Ontology annotation, molecular function: fructose-bisphosphate aldolase activity; fructose-1-phosphate aldolase activity. The coding region runs from base 227 to 1321 and encodes 364 amino acids. Gene Ontology annotation, biological process: fructose 1,6-bisphosphate metabolic process; glycolytic process. Gene Ontology annotation, cellular component: cytosol. The transcript is spliced from 9 exons. NCBI's taxonomy places the organism in Eukaryota, Metazoa, Chordata, Aves, Tinamiformes, Tinamidae. The record is from RefSeq and is a predicted model, not a curated record.
GAAUUGUAAAAGUUGUGUGUGCAUUAGCAGCCGAGUGUUGAUCUGAACUGCACAUGCUUGGGAGGUUGUUUUUGUUUCCRUUGUUUUCCAGGAACAGCUUACAAGAAAUAAGCAUGCAGAUGUUCUGCAGUGAUCUUCCAGUGUGAUUCAUUUACUCUUUAUACUGUCUUCCAACCUUAGUAUAGUGACUCAGAACUCCUAGAUUCUCUUCCACAGAUAAGUCAUCAUGACCCACCAAUUCCCUGCGCUGUCUCCAGAGCAGAAGAAAGCUCUUUCAGACAUUGCUCAGCGUAUUGUGGCUUCAGGAAAGGGGAUCUUAGCUGCAGAUGAAUCAGUGGGUACCAUGGGCAACAGGCUGCAGAAGAUCAAUGUGGAGAACACAGAAGAGAAUCGCCGUGCUUUUAGAGAGAUCCUCUUCUCCUCAGAUACUUCCAUCAAUCAGAGCAUUGGGGGAGUGAUCCUCUUCCAUGAGACUCUCUAUCAGAAAGACAGCAGUGGGAAGCCAUUUCCAGCUGUCAUCAAAGAAAAAGGCAUUGUGGUGGGAAUAAAGCUGGAUAAAGGCACAGCACCCCUAGCAGGAACAAAUGGAGAAACCACCAUACAAGGGCUGGAUGGACUAGCUGAGCGCUGUGCCCAGUACAAGAAAGAUGGGGCUGACUUUGGCAAGUGGCGGGCAGUGCUGAAGAUUACCAGCACAACUCCCUCUCAGCUUGCUAUCCAGGAGAAUGCUAACACACUUGCACGCUAUGCCAGCAUCUGCCAGCAGCAUGGGUUGGUGCCCAUUGUAGAACCAGAAAUCUUGCCUGAUGGAGACCAUGAUCUCCAGCGUUGUCAGUACGUGACAGAAAAGGUUCUGGCUGCAGUCUACAAGGCCUUGAAUGAUCAUCAUGUCUACUUGGAAGGAACACUGCUGAAACCCAACAUGGUGACAGCUGGGCAUUCCUGCCCCAAGAAGUAUACCCCUCAGGAUGUUGCUGUAGCAACUGUCACUACUCUCCUGCGUACUGUUCCUGCGGCUGUGCCUGGAAUCUGCUUCCUGUCUGGAGGUCAAAGCGAAGAGGAGGCUUCUCUCAACCUAAAUGCAAUGAAUCAGUCUCCUCUGCCAAAACCCUGGAAACUGACUUUCUCAUACGGGAGAGCUCUGCAGGCCUCUGCUCUGGCAGCAUGGGUGGGCAAGUCAGAGAACAAGAAGGCCGCCCAAGAAGCCUUCCGCAAGCGCGCACAGAUUAACAGCUUAGCUGGCAGAGGAUCGGAUGUCGUGUCUGGGAAUACUGAUGCAGCUGGCAUGCAGUCACUUUUCACUGCAAGCUACACCUACUGAAAGAACAGGAAUCCUGCUUUUGUCCUGUCCCUCUUCAUAGGUUGAACAUGAUCAGAAUGAAAGAAAAACAAAGAAAUCUAAUUACCUUUACCCUAAACAAAAUUUGAAAUAAAACAAUUAGCUUCCCCACCACCCUUUGCUAUUAUGACUUCGGGGUAUAAUAUUCCUGUAUGAUCUGCACGUUCUGUACAACCAGAAUAUUUCCCAGAGUAUAAGCAACAACUGCCAUUGAAACAAUAACCCCACUAUCCCUCUGGUUUAAACUCCUUCCCCAAAAUACCAGGCAGAUUAGGUGUUUGGAAUAAUUUGGGAAUCCAUGGUCUCCAGCAAUUCAAAUGCAUGCCUUCUUGCACCUGCUGCUGCCAAAAUCCUGAAAUCCAAAACCUGACUCUG